AGGGGUGAAUGUUGAAUGGUGACUUUUGGAAUAAAAAGGGGGCCAGCUUUCUGUAGUUGAGGACGAAAGAAAUAGAACACGUAGUCUCAUCUCUGUCUCUCUUGUGUUACUGAGUACAUAAAGGCCUACCUUUCCUUUGGGUGUACACUUCUCCACCCUUGUUAAAAAGGUUCUAACAUCACGAACCCACACAAUGGAUUGCGAUCGAUCUCUGCCACCGAUUUCUCCAAACCUCCGCUCUAACCGCCGGAAUUCCAUCAUUUUACGGCUUACAGCGUUAACUUGCCAGUAUCCGGCCUAGUAUUUCUGAGGUCCAAACUCGAGGGAAAUAAAGGUCUCUUCCUUUGUUUCGCCAUAAUUCCUUGUGGGUUUUUGUUUGUAUGGUUGGGGAUUUUUUUUCCGCUGUGUGAUUGAUUACUCCUGUUUGGUUUCUGAGAGAGUGGAGGAAAAUGAGAGGAAGCUAUGGGUUUCUGCAAUUGAAGCAGGAUUAGGUGAUCCUUUUUCGAUAAUUCUAGUUUCUUUCCUUUGUGGGUUUCCAUUCAUAGAGGCAGGGUUUUCUUCUUUUCUUGAAAUUUCCCCUGUUUGGUUGCUGAGAAAAUGGAGGAAAACGAAAGGAAGUUUUGGGUUUUCUGCAAUUGCUGCUGGCGUAGAUGUCAGGGGCGGCUCUACCUUACAUUGAGGGGUUUCACCCAUAUGAUUUAAUUUUUUCUUUAGUAUUGUCGGCACUGAAUUAUUCGUAUGAGGCUAAAUUAAAUGAAAACUUACAUUUGUGAGUAGGUGGACAUUAUAGCUCAGCAAAACAAACUAAACCAAGCCCAAUGAAUUUCUACCAAAAUGAUUAUCGUUUGGUUUAUACAUAGAAAAAAAUUCUGAACAUUUUCAUCACCGCUGAAUUAAAAAUCUCGAGCCGCCCCCUGCUUAGAUGAGCCUUCUUCGAGAGGGCUUGAUAUGGGGCAUUUUUCAUCCAUGUUCAACGGAUUGGCGAGAUCACUUUUGAUCAAGAAAGGACGAAAUUCUGGCAAAUGCAGCGGGGAUGAGGCUGUGGAAGUGAUUGCAAAGGAAGCAAAGAAGAAUGACUUGAUUCUCCAGUCUUCGGGCUGUGUUAAUGCGAAUGGGUCCGACAACUUUGCAUCCGUUUUCUCCAAAAGAGGUGAAAAAGGGGUGAACCAAGAUUGCUUCAUUGUGUGGGAGGAAUUUGGGGGCCAAGAGGACAUGAUGUUCUGUGGGAUCUUCGACGGACAUGGCCCAUGGGGACAUUACGUGGCAAAGAGGGUUAGAAAAACAAUGCCCUCCUCUUUGUUAAGCAAUUGGCAGGAGACGCUUGCAGAAGCUUCGCUUGACCUGGAUUUCGAUUUGGAAACAGAUAAAAAGCUUCAUAAGUUUAAUAUAUGGAAGCGUUCCUACAUAAGGACUUGUGCUGCUGUUGAUCAUGAUCUUGGGCAGCACCGCAAAAUCGAUUCAUUCUGCAGUGGAACCACUGCUCUCACAAUUGUUAGACAGGGUGAACUUAUAUUCAUAGCAAAUGUUGGUGAUUCUCGUGCUGUAUUGGCUACCACUUCUGAUGACGGCAGCUUGGUACCAAUUCAGCUUACUAUCGAUUUCAAGCCCAAUCUACCCCAAGAAGCUGAGCGGAUAAUUCAGUGCAACGGGCGAGUCUUUUGUUUACCUGACGAGCCAGGGGUGCAAAGGGUGUGGCGACCGGAGGAGGAGUCACCUGGAUUAGCAAUGUCUCGAGCCUUUGGAGACUACUGUGUCAAGGAUUUUGGACUUAUUUCUGUGCCUGAAGUGACCCAAAGACACCUAACCAACGAAGACCAAUUUGUUGUUUUGGCAACAGACGGGGUGUGGGAUGUAAUCUCCAACGAAGAAGCAGUGGAAAUCGUGUCCUCGACACCGGACAGGGCAAAAGCAGCUAAACGUCUUGUUGAAAACGCCGUUCGUGCAUGGAGACGGAAGAGGCGCGGAAUUGCAAUGGAUGACAUUUCAGCUAUUUGUCUCUUCUUUCAUACUUCUCCUUUAUCUCCUCAGCAAAAUUUCACUCUGUAACUAAGCCAGAACAAUUAGAGAAAAGCAAGGCAAUCCCAUCUUCAUGUCCAUCUUUUCCUUGCAUCGUAACGCCUCAUUUUUCCGGCUAAUGUAGUUCCUGAACCUUGGUUGUCGUUCGAUUAGCCUAUGAAUAUGUCUACUUCUUAUCUGUUAGAACUGAAUAUUAAGGAAAUAAGUUUAUGGGGAUUAAA
Molecule: messenger RNA, 2237 nt
Organism: Rhododendron vialii
Lineage: Eukaryota; Viridiplantae; Streptophyta; Magnoliopsida; Ericales; Ericaceae
Product: probable protein phosphatase 2C 34
Exons: 6
Coding region: 949-2046 (365 amino acids)
Biological process (GO): protein dephosphorylation
Molecular function (GO): protein serine/threonine phosphatase activity
Source: RefSeq, a predicted model, not a curated record